AUGAUGGAGAUGGAGGACCAAUCGGAGCUCUGCUUUCCUCAACUCAUCAACAUCUCCUGCAGGAAGCCCACAUCUCAUUGGUCUGAAGGUGUUCUUUUCACUGUUCUGCUGUCCAUCAUCUGUAUCUUCACUGUGGUUCUCAACCUGAUGGUCAUCAUCUCCAUCUCCCACUUUAGGCAGCUCCACACUCCCUCCAACCUCCUCCGCCUCUCUCUCAGUGUCUCUGACUUUCUGGUGGGCCUCCUGGUGAUACCAGUUGAUAUCUACUUGAAAAUAUCCUGCUGGACUCUUGGUGAUGUAUUUUGUUUUUUGUGGUUCUCCAUGUCAUUCCUAGUGACAUCUGCAUCAGUAGGAACCAUGGUGCUGAUAUCAGCUGAUCGUUAUGUGGCUAUUUGUGAUCCUCUGCAUUAUAACACCAAAGUUACUGUGAGAAGAGUUCAACUUUGUGUUUGUCUCUGUUGGUUCUCUUCUUUUCUUUACUGUAGCAUCAUUUUGAAGGAUCAGCUAGUUCAUCCUGGAAGGUAUAUUUCCUGCUAUGAAGAGUGUGUCUUUGGUGGUGACUAUUAUGCAGGUGUUAUUGAUCUUGUUGUGACCUUCCUCCUCCCUCUCAGCAUCAUCAUCACUCUGUACAUGAGAGUGUUUGUGGUUGCUGUGUCUCAGGCGCGAGCCAUGAGCUCUCAUGUUACAUCAGUCACGCUACAGCAUUCAGUCACUGUCAGAGCAAAGAAAUCAGAGUUGAAGGCAGCCAGGACUCUUGGUGUCCUUGUCCUUGUCUUCCUCAAAAUCAAACUACACACCACCACCACCCAAACCCCUAACAGGCACAGGAGGUCACAGAGUCUAUUUGCUUCAUAUUUAAAGUUUGUGAUUAAUUUCUUCUACUUCAACUCCUGUUUAAACCCGUUGAUCUAUGCCUUAUUUUAUCCCUGGUUUAGAAGAGCUGUUAGACACAUUGUUACUUUGCACAUUCUGAAACCUGGCUUCUGGGGGUGCAACAUUCUGUAG
Messenger RNA from Dunckerocampus dactyliophorus (ringed pipefish), 1005 nucleotides. RefSeq names its product trace amine-associated receptor 13c-like. The transcript is spliced from 3 exons. Gene Ontology annotation, cellular component: membrane. The record is from RefSeq and is a predicted model, not a curated record. Gene Ontology annotation, biological process: G protein-coupled receptor signaling pathway. Bases 1 to 1005 code for a protein of 334 amino acids. Gene Ontology annotation, molecular function: trace-amine receptor activity. Lineage: Eukaryota; Metazoa; Chordata; Actinopteri; Syngnathiformes; Syngnathidae.